CGCUUCAGUCGCUGCCGGCAGAGACCGCCACUCUCUCCACAACAACCAAAACAAUGUCUCUUUACGACGACCUCAUCGAAGACAACGACAACCAGAGCGACGGUUGGGCGCAGACGUCCGGCCGCCGGCUUUUGGCGCAACACUUGCAGAACAAGACGAAAGCCAAUCAAAUGAAAGCCAAACCCAUUCGCAGGGAAAUCAAGUGUCACGACGAGUCGUCCGCUUCCGCCGCCAUUCCCGCCAUUUCUGCGCUUCCCUUCAACUCGAAGGGCAGUCUAUUGGGCGGCGAUUGGGCCGUCGGCGAGGAGUACGACCCGAUUUGGCCGAACGAUUACGAGAAGGCGCGCGAAGAGCGGCGCGAAAAGCGACACAAAGAGCAGCGAAAACCGCAGAAACGAACGCUUGGUUUGGAUUACGACGACGAAGAGGACGACAAGUGCGACGCCGACGACGACAGCAGACGUCGUGCGGGCGCUGCCAUUGCGCCGCCGCCGUCUCUCGUGGACAGUUGUGUGGCGAAGAAGAUAAUGGCCAAAAUGGGCUACAAAGAGGGCCAGGGGUUGGGCCGCGAGGAGCAGGGGAUGGCUUCUCCCCUCCUCGUCGAGAAGACCAGCAAAAGGGGCGGCAAAAUAGUGGACGCGACGCCUGUGGCGACACCUGUGGAGUCGAUCACGGAGAUCAUGAAAACGCCGUCGAAAGUGGUUCUGUUGCGAAAUAUGGUGGCGAAGGGCGAAGUGGACGANCUCCUCGUCGAGAAGACCAGCAAAAGGGGCGGCAAAAUAGUGGACGCGACGCCUGUGGCGACACCUGUGGAGUCGAUCACGGAGAUCAUGAAAACGCCGUCGAAAGUGGUUCUGUUGCGAAAUAUGGUGGCGAAGGGCGAAGACCUGCUUGACGACCUUCUCCUCUGGUUUCUCCUCACGCCGUUUAUGCCUCUGCACUACGCGCAGCAGUAG
Medioppia subpectinata is the source of this 956-nucleotide messenger RNA. Lineage: Eukaryota; Metazoa; Arthropoda; Arachnida; Sarcoptiformes; Oppiidae. The record is from the annotation of a GenBank genome assembly.